AUGUCACAAGCAAGCACAACAUUAAGCCCUUCUUCUUCACCCACUUUGAGUAAUCAUUCAACUACAUCUCCUACAACUACAGAAAUGACUAUGAGUGCUACCACAACGACUCCAACAACUUCUUCAACAAUUUUAGCAUCAAGUGCAAGUAGUUCAACUCCAACACCCAAUGGAUCAACUCCGACACCUAUGACACCCAGCUCGUCACCCGUAUCAUCAUCUGCUUCACCUACCGGGACUACUUUACAAUCUACAACUGCUACGGUUACUACAACUACUAAGGAUCAAAAUGGAAAUUUAAGCACAUCAACUCCUAGUGUAACAACUCAUGAAACCAGUUCACCAUCUACUCAAUCUCUUGUAACAUCUUCACCUUCAAAUGCAACUCAAGCUAUCAUGGGUGCAUCAUCCCUUUCUUAUGUUUCUUACAUUUAUCCUUUUCUAAUAGUUAUUAUCGUAAUAAUAAUUAUAGCUUAUUUUUACUGCAAAGUAAGUUUACAUUUAAAAAUAUAUUGUAUCUUAAUUUUUCUUUAA
This is a messenger RNA of Plasmodium relictum, 534 nucleotides long. RefSeq lists its product as hypothetical. The coding region runs from base 1 to 534 and encodes 177 amino acids. NCBI's taxonomy places the organism in Eukaryota, Apicomplexa, Aconoidasida, Haemosporida, Plasmodiidae. The record is from RefSeq and is a predicted model, not a curated record. The transcript has a single exon.